AUGUCGCCGCACGCGCAGGCGCCCGCGACGGCGGCCGAGAAGGUCGCCUCCUUCUUCUCCCGCCUGAGCCCCGUGCCGGCCUUCCCCGACUACACCGGCCCGCACAAGGUCGGCACCGUCGACAUCGAGGUGCCCGUCUCCGAGCUCGAGUCGCCCAGUCCGACCCCAUACAGCGCUUCCGAGAUCUACACCGUCCAGUGCCGCGUCUUCUAUCCCGCGGUGCCCGAAUCGAACGGCAAGAGGAUCAACUGGUUGCCUUCGCCCCAGCGCCAGCAUGUCUCGGCGUACACCCAGUUCAUUGGCAUUCGCCCUAUGGUCGCCGACAUGAUCUCCUUCUUCCCCCGACACCUGCACUACACCACGAUACCCGUCCACAAGAACGCCGAGAUCCUCGAACCCGACACCCUGAACCGCCGCUGGCCGACCAUGAUCUUCUCCCACGGCCUGGGAGGAAACCGAAACACAUACUCCGCCGUCGCGGGCUCCCUAGCCUCCCACGGCGUCGUCGUAAUCUGCCCCGAACACCGCGACGGCAGCGCCGUAGCCUCCUUCGUCCGCAUCCCCGACAAGCAAGACCAAUACUUCGUCCGCAACACCCGUCGCGCCAUCCCCUACAUCCGCCUCGACCACGAAGCCCGCCCGGAGAUCUACGAGGCCCGCGAGGACCAACUGCGCAUCCGCCUCUGGGAGCUGGGCCUGAUCCACGUCGUGACGGUCAACCUGGACCUCGGCAUGGCCAUGACGAACCUGAACAAGUCCACGCCCAGCCUGACGCAGUUCAAGAACAAGCUCCACGUCCACGAGCCCGGCUGCAUCAUCUUCGGCGGCCACAGCUUCGGCUCCGCCUCGGUCGUCCAGUUCCUCAAGACGACAUACUACGCCGAGUCGUCCGCCCUCGCACACGUCCCCAAGCCGCUCUUCACGCCGCGACGCGACUCGGCCCUCUGCAACCAAAUCACCGAAAAGAACGUCACGAUGCUGCUCGACAUGUGGUGCUUCCCCCUCCUCGCGCCGGGCUCCUCCGCCCUCUUCGACCUCCCGCUGCCCGCCUACGCGAACAAGCCCGCCGCGCCCGGCGGCCACGCCAUCCUGGCCGUCGAGUCGGACGCCUUCUUCAAGUGGAAAGACCACCUCCACGUCACCGCGCGCGUCCUCUCCCCGGCGCCCUCGACGCAGCUCAUCACCCCGUCCGUCUUCCGCCGCAGCGGCGUCCGCCUCCCCGAGCCCAACUUCUUCUACGUCGAGAACUCGGCCCACCUGAGCCAGUCCGACUUCGGCGUCCUCUUCCCCUGGCUCACCAAGAAGAUCUUCAACUCGGAGGAGCCCGAGCGCGCCCUCCGCCUCAACCUCCGCGCCCAGCUGCAGCUCCUCCGCGCCAACGACGUCCCCGUCGCCCGCACCUGGAUCGGCGACCUCGUCGACGGCACCGGCUCCGGCAAGCUCGGCAUCGCCGGCGACGAGGACGCCGACAACGGGCCCGACGACGGGCUCACGGACGACAAGGCCAUCUUCGACCGCGGCGGGGGGAAGGUGCGGUACUGGAAGGCGAUCGACGUCAUCGGCAUGGGCUCGGCGGAGGAGGCGCCCGCGACGAGCACCACGACGGACGCGACGGCCGCGACCACGCCGGGCGAGGGCGGCGUGAACGCGCAGGUCGCGGGCGUGGAGCAGACGGACCGCGACAUGGAGGAGGAGCUGGAGCCGUUGCAGGCCGUGGCCAGCGCCGCGCAGCGCCAGGCGCAGACGGCUACCGUCAGGACAUGA
Colletotrichum karsti is the source of this 1764-nucleotide messenger RNA. RefSeq names its product putative platelet-activating factor acetylhydrolase. The transcript has 2 exons. The coding region runs from base 1 to 1764 and encodes 587 amino acids. The record is from RefSeq and is a predicted model, not a curated record. Gene Ontology annotation, molecular function: 1-alkyl-2-acetylglycerophosphocholine esterase activity. NCBI's taxonomy places the organism in Eukaryota, Fungi, Ascomycota, Sordariomycetes, Glomerellales, Glomerellaceae.